GUUUCGUAUGCAUCUGCAGCGCGCACAAUGGCUUUAUCGCGGGCCGUUUCUUCGAGAUUAGGAUGCCGUAGCUGCAGGAAUGCAAUUGUGUCAUCAUUCAUACCAAGUCCAACUCGCAGCUCCAUAUCACCAUGGCGCAUAUCCUGCCCACCCUUUGCCCGACCCUACACGUUGACAUGGCUACGACUCGAAGAAAGCAAUGGGUCACAAGCCGCGGAUGCACUCAAGCAAGAACUGAAACCAAGCUUCCCCGAAGCCGACAAAUGCAUUCCUGUACCCUGGUACCUCCAAGCCGCUCGCAAAAGAGAUCCCCAAGCAUCUCUCGGUCCUAGACGCGAACUCAUCCCCGACCUCCCCCCCAAUCCUCCCCCUCUUCUCCCUGUACUUCUGCACUAUAUUUCCAUGUCUGCUGGUCUCGAUGACCUCCUAGUACUCGAUCUACGCCAUCUCGAUCCACCACCAGCGCUGGGUUCUAAACUUAUUAUGAUUAUCGGCACUGCAAGAAGUGAGAAACAUCUCCACGUAUCUGCAGAUCGAAUGUGUAGAUAUUUACGGAGGACACACAACCUAAAAGCCAAUGCCGCUGGCCUGCUGGGCCGGAACGAACUGAAGAUCAAGCAAAGGCGGAAGGCUAAGCGUAUGAGGCUGCUUGCCAAUGUCGGAGGGCAGGAGCCUGUGGGAGACAUUGAUGAUGGGAUACGAACGAAUUGGAUCUGCUGCACAGUGGGUAGAAUUCAGGCCCAUCCAGACGACACCCACAUUCCUGGCGGCAACAUUGAGAAUUUCGUGGGCUUCAGGGAAGCCAGUACGGGUGUGAAUGUCGUGGUGCAGAUGUUUACCGAGGAGAAGCGAGCCGAGAUAGACCUGGAAACGCUCUGGGGAGGCGUGGUGAAGACCCACGGCCGAGAGAAUCAGAGGAUGGAUGAGAAGCUGGAGAUAUUAGAAAAAGAAUCCACCGAGACGUCAGAAGAGUCCCGGGAGCCUAUCAAAACACCACCACAAGCACCUACCCCGGCCUUGUAUCGACGACCUAGUGACCCGUUUCCAGGCGAUUCAUCUGCUGCCCCAGCUCAACCCAGGCAGACAUGGAACAAACCAAUGCCAUCGACAAGCGACAUCUUCCCACCUGCCUCUAGCAAAAGACCUGCACGGCAAGCGCGACGCAUGCACACCUCAAAUUCAUCACCGGCAUAA
This is a messenger RNA of Lindgomyces ingoldianus, 1194 nucleotides long. RefSeq lists its product as uncharacterized. Gene Ontology annotation, cellular component: mitochondrion. Bases 28 to 1194 code for a protein of 388 amino acids. NCBI's taxonomy places the organism in Eukaryota, Fungi, Ascomycota, Dothideomycetes, Pleosporales, Lindgomycetaceae. Gene Ontology annotation, biological process: mitochondrial proton-transporting ATP synthase complex assembly; mRNA stabilization; mitochondrial gene expression. The transcript has a single exon. The record is from RefSeq and is a predicted model, not a curated record.